Messenger RNA from Tachyglossus aculeatus (Australian echidna), 354 nucleotides. Its product is annotated as cornifin alpha-like. The record is from RefSeq and is a predicted model, not a curated record. The transcript has 2 exons. Lineage: Eukaryota; Metazoa; Chordata; Mammalia; Monotremata; Tachyglossidae. The coding region runs from base 1 to 354 and encodes 117 amino acids.
AUGAACCCUAGAGAGCCAGAGCCUCAGCGGCCCCAAGGCUCCAGAUCCCGAGAACUCAGUAACAUCAAAGCACCAGUAGAAGCAAGGCCCGAGAGCCCCACUACCCCAGAAGCCCCAGAGUGCAGAAUCCCAGGGUUCCAGAUCUCCUGUGCCCCAAAAGUGACAGAGCCCGAGAUUUCAGGGCCCCAGAGACCCAAGUACCCAGAGCGCAAAAUCCUCAUAGCCCAAGAAGUUCCAGAGCCCAAAGCUACACAAUCCCAGGAGUCUAAAAGCCACAGGGCACCAGAUCCCGAGAUCCCAGGGUCCCUGGAGUUCCAAGAAUCCCAGAAGCCCAUGAGCACCAGAGACCUGUAG